AUGUCGGCCAGUAAUCCCAUCGUACCUCUGGAGCCCAAUAGUCUCUACAUCGCCACCAAUCAGCUUAUAAAUCAACUCGCCAGGUUCCACUGGGCCUUUUACAAGACAGACGAAAACGGCAAGGCUACCACAUACGAAUGGACGGAGCUCCCUCCUCAUUCUGACAGAUUCGAGGGUGUAACAAUCACUGCCGUCGAUCCUGUGACGACUUACACUACAAAGCUAUCGAUAGUCUUCGCCUUCAUGAAGGUCAAAGGCACGAAGACGAUGCCUGACCAAGAGGCGUUCCAAGAAAUGGCGAUGCAAGCGUUCACCGGUCCGAAUCGUUUGGGAUUCACUUCGCUAUUAGAGAACCGCCACGCCGGCAUGUCAUGCAGAGCCUGGUUAAAGAGCAUGCUGGCCAUGUUGAUGGAGAAGGGUUUCUUGGAUCGUAGCGAGAGUCCGCAGUGGUUUGAAGACGAGAUAACGAAAGUGAGCGUUGAUUUGGAAAUGCAGUUGGCGGAGGGAAAGGGCCAGGACAGGUCGUUCAUCGGAGAAAUUUAG
Messenger RNA from Desarmillaria tabescens, 543 nucleotides. RefSeq lists its product as uncharacterized. Lineage: Eukaryota; Fungi; Basidiomycota; Agaricomycetes; Agaricales; Physalacriaceae. The coding region runs from base 1 to 543 and encodes 180 amino acids. The transcript has a single exon. The record is from RefSeq and is a predicted model, not a curated record.